GGGCCCGAGUCUAAAACAAGAUCCAGAGGGAUCGAGAAAAGCCCGAGAGACAUGUUAUAUGAUGUUUGGCUACAUAUGACAACCAAUUUGAGACAUGUUCAAAGCACACAUAGCGAAGAAGACGCAGAGAAAAAUGAGACCCAACAUUGUUUCUGAGGCACGAUUGCCUACUAGGUUGGGGCAAUGGUGGGAAGGAAUUCCGUUCCUUACUUCAUCAGUGGUUAUUGUUUGUGGGGCAAUUUACUUGGUUUGUCUUUUAGUUGGAUACGACUCCUUUGCUGAAGUGUGCUUCUGGCCCUCGGUAGUUAUUUCGCGGUUUCAAGUUUACAGGAUUUAUACAUCUAUUAUUUUUCAUGGUUCUCUGCUACAUGUUCUAUUCAAUAUGAUGGCUUUGGUUCCUUUGGGCUCUGAGCUGGAGAGAGUUAUGGGCUCCGUCCGCUUGUUGUACAUGAUAAUCCUAUUGGCUAGUAGCAAUGCCAUAUUUCAUCUUCUUAUUGCGUUGUUGGUAUCUUUUAAUCCCUUUCACCCUAUUCAGUAUAUCAUGAAUGAGUGUGCAAUAGGCUUCUCAGGAAUCUUAUUCUCUAUGAUCGUUAUAGAGACAAGUUUAAGUGGAGUCCAAUAUAGAAGUGUGUUUGGACUAUUUAAUGUGCCUGCUAAAUGGUAUGCAUGGAUCUUACUGGUAGUUUUCCAGCUUCUCAUGACAAAUGUCUCUUUACUUGGCCACCUUUGUGGAAUUUUGUCUGGAUUUGCAUAUACGUAUGGGUUAUUCAAUUUUCUACUACCUGGAUCAUCCUUCUAUUCUUCCAUUGAAUCCUCCUCAUGGCUUGGGAGUUUUUAUUCUCCAAAUCUCUCAGUGCAAUCCAAGUUUAUAUUGUGCACUGGUGGCAACCCUUCAGGCCACAUUCCCACUCAUUUGAAUCAAUAUACAACAUCCAGAGGCUUGCUAUCUGGAGAUAUAUGGAGGCGGCUUUCUUCAUGGAUGCCACAAAGGGAGACAUCUGCUCAGUCAGCAGAAGACAGUAACAUGUUUCCUGGGAGAGGAAGAACACUUGGUUCUGGUCGAAGUCAAACAGUUUCCACUGUAAGUUCUGAUUCAAGCCUAGAGGCUAGACUGUUGGAUAAUGGUGGCAGCCCCAACCAUCCACCAGCAACUGGUGCAGACCAGCAGAUUGUAAAUGGAAGGCAGUCUGCAUUCGAUGGUGCCACAGCCGCAGCUGCUGGAGUUCUUGCACACCAUCAGGGUUCAGUCGUCUCGGAAGAAGAGAUCCAAAAUCUUGUAGCAAUGGGUUUUGAAAGGACACAGGUAGAAGUUGCAGUGGCAGCUGCAGAUGGGGAUUUAAAUGUAGCGGUGGAAAUUCUAAUGUCCCAACUGGGGUAAAAUUCUGAAGGACUGCUCUACCAUUUGCAUAGGAAAUCCCAUGAGCUGGAAGUACUAUGUAUUUCAUGUUUUGUCUCUUCUGCUCGUGGCAGGUCUCUGCCUGAAUUUCCUUGUGGGUUAUAGUAUAUUCUUUGACAGCCUAACAUAUUCUCUUUUGGUGGUUUGUUUGAGAGAGAGAGAGAGAGAUGAUGUGUAAUCAUGUGCACUAAAUUCCUUAGAAAGAAGAGAAGAUGGUUUUUACAGUGCUACAGCAAUCUCACUCCCCCUCCCCCUCCCCCUCUCCCUCUUUAAAGAGAAAAUAAACUUAGAAGAAUCAAUUUUCAAGUGUA
This is a messenger RNA of Camellia sinensis, 1707 nucleotides long. NCBI's taxonomy places the organism in Eukaryota, Viridiplantae, Streptophyta, Magnoliopsida, Ericales, Theaceae. The record is from RefSeq and is a predicted model, not a curated record.